Molecule: messenger RNA, 234 nt
Organism: Gongylonema pulchrum
Lineage: Eukaryota; Metazoa; Nematoda; Chromadorea; Rhabditida; Gongylonematidae
Source: the annotation of a GenBank genome assembly
GCCAAUAUGCAGCUUGGAGCUGGACGAUUUUCACCAUUUCCUGGUGACCCAGAAAAAACAUACGUUGAUUAUGUGGUGUGCAUUGAUCCGAAGAUCUAUUUUGUGCCGCAGCGGCUCGUCGACACCUGCAUUGCGUAUACAGUGCAUCGCGAUUCAGUGUUUGCGCGGAAGAAACUGAAAGAGCAAAAGCGCCAGCAAGAGUCAACGCAGAUUUCUGAAGCUACAAUAGAUUAA